Molecule: messenger RNA, 456 nt
Organism: Racocetra fulgida
Lineage: Eukaryota; Fungi; Glomeromycota; Glomeromycetes; Diversisporales; Gigasporaceae
Source: the annotation of a GenBank genome assembly
AGGGCAAAAUUGUAAGCAUUGAAUACGACCCCGGCCGCAAUUGUUUUAUCCAUUUAGUAAGUCAUCGAGAUGGCAGUUUUACUCUUGUAAUUGCCCCCGAGGGAUUAAAAAUCGAUGACAAAAUAAUAAGCGGGAACAAUGAAAAUGUUCCCAUAAAAACCGGCAAUAAUUUGCCUCUGCGUUAUAUUCCUCUCAAUACUCCCAUUCACAAUUUAGAAUUAAAAAAAGGGAAAGGAGGACAAAUAGCACGAGGAGCAGGGACUUAUGCGGAAAUAAUCGGUAAAGAGGAAAAUAGUAAAUAUGUGCUAGUAAAACUUCCCUCCAAAGAAGUGAGAAAAGUAUUGGCUGAUUGUCGGGCAACUAUCGGCAAAGUAGGCAAUAGUGAAGCCAAUUUGGUUCGUAUUCGUUCAACCACUCGAGGUUCAGCCAUGAACCCUUGCGACCACCCUCAUGGGG